Brienomyrus brachyistius is the source of this 1717-nucleotide messenger RNA. RefSeq names its product histone H3.3A. The transcript has 4 exons. Gene Ontology annotation, cellular component: nucleosome. NCBI's taxonomy places the organism in Eukaryota, Metazoa, Chordata, Actinopteri, Osteoglossiformes, Mormyridae. Gene Ontology annotation, molecular function: protein heterodimerization activity; structural constituent of chromatin; DNA binding. Bases 151 to 561 code for a protein of 136 amino acids. The record is from RefSeq and is a predicted model, not a curated record.
GGAAGGCAGUGCCUGACACGACGGCCAUUUUCCCGUUGGACGCUCCGCUUCCAUUGUGUGAACCUACAGUAAAUACUGAGACGGCUAGUUUAGCCAAACAAGAUUUUCACUCUCUACGACCGCACAUUUUAAAGGUGAUCUUAAGGUGCCAUGGCUCGUACCAAGCAGACCGCUCGUAAGUCAACUGGAGGCAAGGCCCCGCGUAAGCAGUUGGCCACCAAAGCCGCCCGCAAGAGUGCCCCCUCUACUGGUGGGGUCAAGAAGCCUCAUCGCUACAGGCCCGGAACCGUCGCCUUGCGUGAGAUCCGUCGGUACCAGAAGUCCACAGAGUUGCUGAUCCGCAAGCUGCCUUUCCAGCGGCUGGUGAGAGAGAUUGCUCAGGACUUCAAGACCGACCUGCGCUUCCAGAGUGCUGCCAUUGGGGCUCUGCAGGAGGCCAGCGAGGCGUACCUGGUGGGCCUGUUUGAGGACACCAACCUGUGCGCCAUCCAUGCCAAGCGUGUCACCAUCAUGCCCAAAGACAUCCAGCUGGCCCGUCGUAUCCGCGGGGAGCGUGCUUAAAGCCUCCCAGCUUGGUUCUCCUCCUUUCCUCCUCCACGAUGUCUGUCUUCCCCUCCCUUUCUCAAAGCUCCACUCUCCUCUUCUGUUUGUAGUGCUUAGAUUAACAAUGAUUAUGAUGACAACGUGUGUAAUUGUGUCUUUCUUAGUGCUGUCGGCAGCAGACCUUUAGGGUACCUUUUUGUGCAUGUACCAGCUUAGUGCUGAUCAGACACACAUUCUCACAAGAAUAUCGAAACAACUGGUUCCCGGGUUAGGAAGCCUGUCUCUGGUCAGGGAGAGUUCAUGAGGUCAGCUCUUAAAAAUAAUGGAGGUGCACUGUGGUACCUGGGUGACAGAUGGGCUCCCAGCUGGGUGGGUGAAGCCGCAGAAAGGUGGAUGAGGCAGGAGGGUGACGCCCGGGUUGAUCUGCUGGGGGGCUGUGGGGGGGAGGGAGUGAUUGUUCCCGCAGCAGGGUGCUAACACUGCCCAGUGCUCAUCUCCUGUUCCAUACUACCCCAAGUGAGUAUUCAACAUAACGAUGAUGGACAAAUUAUAUAAUGGAUUUAAUAGUGCCUGAGGGGGUGAUGAUGUGGAGUCUUUGUGUGUUUGUGUCUGCUGAUCAGCACAGCAAAUUAUAUUCAUCUACAAGCAUCACUUGGUAGAGCAAUUGUUUAUUUCAACAAUGAUGAUUACUGUCAUCAUUAUUGUGGUGUCUUUUUUAACGCAAGAGAAAGUUUCAUAGAUGCAAAAAAGAAGUUUAAGAUUCAUUUUUACAUGUGGACCGUGCAGAACAAUAUUUUUUACUGAACGUCUCGCCCAUCUAAUUUCUUUUCCUAUAAUGUAUUAACUACUCUGUGUAUUAAAUAUUUUAAAUUAAUUUGAUUCAGUUGACAUAAAGUAAAUGUUACCAAAGCAUUUUAAAGUCAUGGAAUGACAAUAUGUAGCAAACUCUCCAUGUGCAUCACUUUCACUCUAAAGUGUACUAGAUUGCCAUCUAUUAUUUUUAAAGAUAAAGAAACUUAAAAUUUUCCCUGUUUUUUUCCUGUUUCUCAGGUUGGUGUACCACCCUUGUUUCAUUCUUUUAUUUUGAUUUUUAAAUGUUAAAGAUGUUUAAAUGAACUGAUCUUUGUAAUUUCCAGAUUUCUCAUAUAAGGUGGUAAUAAAUUGAUGUUACACA